AAAAAAAAAAAAUCUUUUUUUCCAAAAAAAAAACGAGAAAAAAAAAAUCAUUAAUAAUGACGGAUACGUUACCAACCAUAUAUCAUAAAAAAAGACCAGGUAUCAAAGAAGAAGCAAAGGAAACUUUGCAUCAUUUACCAACACAUACUGCAAAUUACGUGAAAUCAUUAUUCCCUAUCGCAGGAUGGAUAGGACGUUAUAAUCUAAUAUGGUUAGCCGGAGAUUUAAUUGCUGGUUUAACGGCGGGAGCAGUUGUAAUUCCACAAGGAAUGGCUUAUGCAAAAGUCGCUGGUUUACCUCCUGAAUAUGGAUUAUAUUCUUCAUUUGUGGGUGUAUCCCUUUACUUCUUAUUUGCUACAUCCAAGGAUAUCACUAUUGGACCUACAGCUGUGAUGUCGUUACUUAUUGGACAAAGUGUUGCUGGCAUACUUGCAUCACCUAAUCACCAAUUUAGUGCUAUUGAGUUGGCUUCAUCUUUUGCUUUGUUUUCGGGAAUUAUUUCACUUAUUCUUGGAUUGCUCCGUCUUGGAUUAGUCGUCGAUUUUAUUCCUGCUCCUGUUAUCGCUGGCUUUACUACGGGUUCCGCCAUAACGAUUUCGAUAGGACAAAUAGCAAAAUUAAUGGGAAUACCAAAAAUUGUUACCACUGAUCCUUGUUAUCUUGUAUUAGGAAGAACUCUUGCUGCUUUACCAAAAACUAAUUAUGAUGCAAUAUUCGGAUUCAUUUCUCUUAUUUACCUUUAUAGUGUAAAAUAUGGUUCAAGAUACGCUGCAAAAAGAUGGCCUCAUCGUGAAAGAUUAUUCUUUUUCAUAGAAAUUCUUAGAAACAUUACUAUAGUUAUUUUUGCUACAAUAGUUUCUUUCCUUGUUAAUAUUGGAAAAAAGACAAGCCCUAUUAGUAUCUUAAAGACCAUACCUUCCGGAUUACAUGUUGGAGUUCCUAAUGCUGGUAGUGAUAUGCUUAGCGAAUUGGGCAGUAAAUUGAUUAGUGUAACAUUUAUUCUUAUCUUGGAACAUGUUGCCAUUGCAAAAAGUUUUGGAAGGAUUAACAAUUAUAAAAUUACUGAAAGUCAAGAAUUUAUUGCUAUUGGAGUGACCAAUGCUAUUGGAUCAUUCUUUCAUGCGUAUCCUGCAACGGGUUCAUUCUCACGUACUGCCAUUAAAUCUAAAUCUGGUGUACGUACUCCAUUAGCCGGUGUCUUUUCUGGUAUUCUUGUAAUUAUUGCACUUUAUUCAACAGCUGCUUUCUAUUAUAUUCCAGAUGCUACUUUAUCUGCCGUAAUUAUUCAUGCUGUGCUUGAUUUAGUAGCUAGUCCUCAUUAUAUCAAACAACUUUGGAAAAUUCAAUUCUGGGAUUUUAUGGUCUUUUUAGUUGGUGUGGUCGUUACUUUUUUCACUACCGUCGAAUAUGGAAUCUACUUUUCAGCUUUACUUGCGAUAGUGGUUCUCUUGUUAAGAGUAGCGCGUCCAAGUUUUGAUUCAUUAGGACAAUUAUCUAUAACAACAAAAGAUGGUGAAAAAAGACACGCAUACGUUCCAAUUGAUCAUCCAUCAUUCGAAUCAGCGAGUAAUCCACCAGAAGGUGUACUAAUUAUUAGAUUUAGAGAAUCACUCACAUAUCCAAAUUCAAAUUAUAUUGAUACACAAGUUGUUGAAUACGCUCGUACAAACACGAAAAGAUUUUAUAAACAAGCAGAAAAUAAAGGUGAUCGACCAUGGAAUGAACUUCCCCAUAAAUCUGAAAAAGAAGAAGAAGCUAAAGCAACAAAACCUAGAUUAAAUGCAGUUGUAUUUGAUUUAGCAGCAGUUAGUGUUAUUGAUUCAACAGGGAUACAAGCAUUAUCGGACAUUAGAAAAGAAUUAAACAAACAUGCGGAUCAACAAGUCGAAUAUCAUUUCGCCAACAUUAUUAAUGAAAGAAUUGAAGAAAUUUUAUUACUUGCAGGUUUUGGUAUCUUAAUUGAUAAUGAAAUAAUAAAUGAAAAGGUAGAUGAAGAGACAAGCACAGAUGUAACACAUAUUUCAACAAAGAAAUUCUUCCAUUUAACUAUUGACGAUGCUGUUGCUGCGGCAACAAAUACAUCUUUUUAAAUUUUUUAAAUUUAAUGAUUUUUUUUUUUUAAUUUUUUUUUUCUUGUAUUUUUAACGAUUUCAUAGUUUUUAAAGAUCAUGUUUAACAUCACGUAUAUUAUUAUUAUAAUGAUUAUUUGCAAUAUAAUAAUGCAUUUUUACACUUUUCAAAAUAAAAAUAAAAAAAAAAUAAAUAAAUU
Molecule: messenger RNA, 2269 nt
Organism: Rhizophagus irregularis DAOM 181602=DAOM 197198
Lineage: Eukaryota; Fungi; Glomeromycota; Glomeromycetes; Glomerales; Glomeraceae
Biological process (GO): transmembrane transport
Cellular component (GO): plasma membrane
Molecular function (GO): sulfate transmembrane transporter activity
Source: RefSeq, a predicted model, not a curated record